AUGCACGCGCCUGUGAUAGCAUGGGAUAGCAGGGAGGAACGCGAGAACGAAAGGCCACGGGUGCUUACCUACACCCGCAAGGGCGUUAAUUUAAGAGCUAAAGUGCUACCUAGAGUCACGCGAGACAUACUCUGGACAGAGGUGAACGGAUACGCUAUACUUAACGUGUACCAGAACCGAGAGGCACCAGAACCAGCAGUCACCUAUAUACAGGAACUGACACCACCAAACAGAUGCGUUAUUGGAGGGGAUAUGAAUGCAAGACAUGAGAGUUUCGAACCUGGCUCGGUGACCACAGGAGGCGGGUCAGAGCUCGCACGCUGGGCCCAGACUCACGCCAUGGACUUCAUCGGGCAGCCAGGAGUGCCAACUCAUCGAGCUGGCCACGUAAUAGACCUAACAUUCUCAAACAUUUCCUUUGCCGACACAGUGGUACGGCCGGACAUGCACUCUGGCUCAGACCACGCAACACAGGUCACGACAUUACCAACUCGAGGACUAGCAGCAGAAGAUCCAAAGAAGCACAGAGUACUAGAGAGACACCUAGAAAGGUUCACAAAACUAGUAGGCCUAAAUAUCAUAGGUAUCAGGGAUCCGGCAAGAGCCAGCAACCAAAGCCAACUACAAACAAUAAUCCAGGACCUUACACAAGCGAUAGAAGAGGCAAUCCAGACAGCAGGGGUUAGAGAGAGGGAACAAAUCCAAGUGGCGCCAUGGUGGACGACAGAAUGCCAGACAGCGUACCGG
Bipolaris sorokiniana ND90Pr is the source of this 747-nucleotide messenger RNA. RefSeq lists its product as uncharacterized. Lineage: Eukaryota; Fungi; Ascomycota; Dothideomycetes; Pleosporales; Pleosporaceae. The transcript has a single exon. Gene Ontology annotation, molecular function: catalytic activity. The annotation marks the transcript as partial. The record is from RefSeq and is a predicted model, not a curated record.